This is a messenger RNA of Vombatus ursinus (common wombat), 1915 nucleotides long. RefSeq names its product Wnt family member 2 (gene WNT2). The record is from RefSeq and is a predicted model, not a curated record. Gene Ontology annotation, molecular function: frizzled binding; cytokine activity. Gene Ontology annotation, cellular component: extracellular region. Bases 275 to 1267 code for a protein of 330 amino acids. Gene Ontology annotation, biological process: canonical Wnt signaling pathway; cell fate commitment; multicellular organism development. The transcript has 6 exons. NCBI's taxonomy places the organism in Eukaryota, Metazoa, Chordata, Mammalia, Diprotodontia, Vombatidae.
GUUUAAUAUGAACUCCUCCUCUCUCUUUGGAAUCUGGCUUUCUGUUCCUCUGAUCUUAUCCUGGGUAACCCCACAAGUCAGCUCUUCAUGGUGAUCAUUCCGGCUUUGACAACCUGGAAAAAGCCAAAUUCUUGCUCGAAAGAGUGAUCGGAUGUUGGUUUAUUUGGAUCCAGGAUAAAGGCAGCAAAAUGAGUCAAAUUCACAUCCUGUGGGGAGAAAGACUAACCGAAUCUCUGGCACAUACGUGUGUGUCUGUGUGCGUCUCUCUGUGUACAUGAGAGCUGUGGGCUCCUCAAGGGUCAUGUGUGACAACGUGCCGGGCCUGGUCAGCCGCCAACGUCAGCUGUGCCACCGGCACCCGGAGGUGAUGCGCUCCAUUGGCCUGGGCGUGGCAGAGUGGACUGCCGAAUGUCAGCACCAGUUUCGACAGCACCGCUGGAAUUGUCACACCCUAGACAGAGACCACAAUCUCUUUGGCAAGGUCCUGCUCCGAAGUAGUCGAGAGGCCGCCUUUGUGUAUGCUAUCUCCUCCGCUGGAGUCGUAUAUGCCAUCACCAGGGCCUGUAGCCAGGGAGAGUUAAAAUCGUGCUCCUGUGACCCUAAGAAGAAAGGAACUUCCAAAGAUAGCAAAGGCACUUUUGAUUGGGGUGGAUGCAGUGAUAACAUUGACUAUGGGAUCAAAUUUGCCCGAGCAUUUGUGGAUGCCAAGGAAAGGAAAGGAAAAGAUGCUCGAGCACUGAUGAACCUUCACAACAACAGAGCCGGAAGGAAGGCUGUAAAGCGGUUCUUGAAACAAGAAUGCAAAUGCCAUGGGGUGAGUGGAUCCUGCACCCUGAGGACCUGUUGGCUGGCCAUGGCUGACUUUAGAAAGACGGGAGAUUAUCUUUGGAAGAAGUACAAUGGGGCCAUCCAGGUAGUCAUGAAUCAAGAUGGCACUGGUUUCACUGUGGCUAACAAGAGAUUUAAGAAACCAACUAAAAAUGACCUGGUCUAUUUUGAGAACUCUCCAGACUACUGUAUCAGGGACCGAGAUGCAGGUUCCCUGGGUACUGCAGGUCGUGUGUGCAACCUGACCUCCCGUGGCAUGGACAGCUGUGAGGUCAUGUGCUGCGGAAGGGGCUACGACACAUCCCGGGUCACUCGAAUGACCAAAUGUGAGUGUAAGUUCCAUUGGUGCUGUGCUGUGCGCUGUCAGGACUGUUUGGAGGUGGUGGAUGUGCACACGUGCAAAGCCCCCAAGAGUCCCGACUGGGUGGCACCCACAUGACCCACGCAUCAACCAGCUGCCUUUUCUCCCCUGGGACUCAAUCUGAUCUGCAGAGACACUGGACUUUGGGGUUCCCCUGCAGGGGAGCAUGUUUCUAAAGUGUACGGCAGGCACUUUGACUCACCAGAAGCCACCUCUCCCUUCCUGGGUGCCUCCAGGACUGUGUAGUGCAUAUGAGUUAUAUCCUAUUCUAUUUACAUUACUGGGUUGUAGCACUUCCCUGUAACAUAGCUAUGGAAUAUCAUGAGGUCUUUUGUACUCUUGGGAGGGGUUUUUUUGUGGGGAGGUGGGGAAGAAGAGAUAGAACUUGUCUUUGCACUACCCAAACUUCCCUCAAGAAGCUGACCAGGGAAGAAAGGCGUUCAAAUGAUGUUUCUCUGUCUUUCAACCGAAUGCUCACAGCAAAGUGAUCUCGUGAGAAUUUCAUACAACUUCCACUAAAUUAUCUCAUAGUUCCUAGAAGGACCAUAACAAGCUUUUUUACUUUGUUGUUUUUGGUCUGAUCAAGAGAUUUUAAGAGACGCCAGCAUCAUCUGGUAAUUGGUAACUAACAUGGUUUAAAUACACGACAAAUCUGAAAUGUGUGUUUUCCCAAGGCCAUUUGAAUUCAGCAUUAAUACCCGGUUUAAUAAAAUGGGAGAAAGCUCA